AUGGAUCUCUCCAAGCCAGUCGACGCAGAAUUCACCAAGGCUCUGCCUAAAAUCGAGUUACAUGCCCAUCUCAGCGGUAGUAUCAGCCGCCAAUGUCUACAUGAAAUCUGGGUGCGGAAGAAGGAAAAAGACCCGGGGUUCGGUGUCGAAGAUCCCUGGGUGGUAAUGCCAAAGGGCAAGGUGGAUUAUUCUCUCCAAACCUUCUUCCAAACCUUUGGCAAAUUCAUCUAUCUCCUCUGCAACGAUCUGGAAACCCUAGCAUACGCAACAAACUCAGUCCUCGAGGACUUCUUCCAAGAUGGAGUCCGGUACCUGGAGCUUCGCUCCAUACCACGCGCACCCCCAGACUCAUCCUUUACCAAGGAAGAAUACAUUACCACGGUCUUGGACACGUUCGACCAGUUCAAAGCGAGGACUAACAACCAAAUGCCCGUCUAUCUCAUCCUAGGUCUCGACCGCGGCCACAACACCGCCGCCGACGCAAUCGACACCAUCGAUUUAGCAAUCAAGUAUAAACCCCGCGGCGUCGUCGGGGUCGAUGUCUGCGGUAAUCCCAGUAAAGGGGACGUAUCUAUCUUCCGGGACGCAUUUGCCAAAGCCAAAGCCAGCGGCCUGGGCGUCACUGUGCAUUUUGCCGAAGUUGCUUCCGAGGACUUGCCCAAGGAGCUGGAGACGUUGCUUUCGUUUGAGCCUGAUCGGUUGGGUCAUGUUAUUCAUGUCCCGGAUGAUAUUAAGCAGGAGAUUGCGCGGCGCAAGCUGGGGUUGGAGUUGUGCAUGUCGUGUAAUGUACAUGCGAAGAUGAUCAAUGGGGGGUUUCUGGAUCAUCAUUUUGGUUACUGGAGGCAUGAGGAUUGUCCGGUGAUUCUCUGUACGGACGAUGUGGGAUUCUUUUGUAGUCCCGUUUCGAACGAAUAUCUUUUGGCUGCACAGCACUUUCAGCUUAGUCGUUCUGAUAUCCUGAGUAUAUGCAAAAAGUCGCUCGAUGCGAUUUUUGGAGGAGAAAUAGAGAAGGAUCGAUUCCGAAAGCUUUUGGAUGAAUUUGAAGCGACACAGUGA
Aspergillus wentii DTO 134E9 is the source of this 1056-nucleotide messenger RNA. Its product is annotated as putative adenosine deaminase. Gene Ontology annotation, biological process: inosine biosynthetic process; adenosine catabolic process. The record is from RefSeq and is a predicted model, not a curated record. The transcript is spliced from 4 exons. Gene Ontology annotation, molecular function: adenosine deaminase activity. The coding region runs from base 1 to 1056 and encodes 351 amino acids. NCBI's taxonomy places the organism in Eukaryota, Fungi, Ascomycota, Eurotiomycetes, Eurotiales, Aspergillaceae.